CCCAUCUUUUUCUUCCACGCUCAUCUAAUUUUCUUCUGCAGUAGCUCUUCUUUAUCUCUCUUAGGGUUAGGGUUUUCGUUUUCUCUCUUCUUCUCUGUUCAUUCUCUGUUCCCAUGGCUCAGCAAGAUGCACAAAAUGGCGUGGCGGAGAAUGUCGCUGCUGCGGUGUCUUUUCUGGCUGUGAAGCCGCAGCUUCUGGUCGAAGCUCCCAAAGCAAACGACGCCGUUUCCUUCUACAAGGCUGCGUUUGGCGCAGAGGAAGUUUCCCGCGCGCUCAACCCUAAGCGCAAAGCAGAUCACGAGCUUCCUCUCAUACUCUCGGCUGAGCUCAAAAUCGCUGGCUCCACCAUUCUCGUCGCUGACCUCGUCGAUGACUCUACUUCACCAGUGAAGGCGGGUGGAAACGGUGUCGUUUUGUGUUUGGAGACCGAGGACGUGCAGGGGGCUGUAGCUAAAGCGGUGAGUGCUGGGGCUGUUGUGGAAGAGGAAGUUGCUGAAAUUGAAGGCGCGUGCUGUGGUGGGCGCGUGGGGAAGGUCAAGGACCCUUAUGGUUUUGUCUGGCUCUUGAGCUCCCCGGGGAAGAAAAGUGUUGACGUGGAAGCCUAAUGUGCGUUAGAUCAGUUGGUGUGUUUCUGACAGUUGGGAUUUUCUGUUUGUUUUUAGUUGUAGCAGUGAUUAGUUUAAUGACCUGGUUGUCUAGGGCAAUGUCUUUAGGAUUUGAUUGAGUGAGUUUAAUCUAAUGUUGGUACUCUAUAUGGUGUAUUUUGGAACUUUAGUCUUCAUGUCAAUGAUCGAUGCUGACCCAUAAAAGAUUAAUUGGCUUAUUGAUAUUGUUCUAAUUUCUUUUUGUUA
Messenger RNA from Vigna unguiculata (cowpea), 851 nucleotides. RefSeq names its product Lactoylglutathione lyase / glyoxalase I family protein. The record is from RefSeq and is a predicted model, not a curated record. NCBI's taxonomy places the organism in Eukaryota, Viridiplantae, Streptophyta, Magnoliopsida, Fabales, Fabaceae.